UCCGCAUCACGUGAAAUAACAUGUCAGCGUCCUCAUAGACGCUGCGUUUCUGCUGUUAUUUUAAUUUAAAAUCUUAGCGCGAAGAAGUGAAAUAAGAUAACAUGCGUUCGGCAUCGAUUUGCUUCCUUCUUCUGGCGUGCCUCGCUGCCAUGGGGAGUUGUUCCAGAGGACGAGAACGUGGACCAGGUGUGGCAUUAUACAUGAUUCCGGCAGUAGAAGAGAGCGGAUGUGAGUGCGCAAACUACUCGUGUGGCUGCUGCGCUCAUUUGGACGUCCCGAAAAUACACCUAAACGACACAGGAUGUGUGAAUUUCUCCUACUUGCCAGACGAAUAUGGAGUUUCAUUCACGUUCUCUAUUGAUAACAAGACCAUUUUCAACGAAACAAUAUCAGCCAAGAAUCCUCCGCCGAUCUGCUACGGUGUGCCUUUCCUCGAGGAAUACGCUUCGGUCUGUAUACAUUUCUACGACCUGGAGCUCACGCGCGACAAGUUUCGCGGCUGCGUGAAGCUGGAGGCGAGAUUAGAACACGUCGCCGUCGGCGAAUACGACCUUGGCUGCUUCCAGAUGCCCUUGAGACGGAAGGGUAUGCUGUCGCAAGUCGUCCGUCGAAAGAUCCCAAUUCGCCUCUGAGGUUUUCGGAGAACGAAUACGCGGAGACGUUUUUUUUACGGAAAUGAUUUCAUCCUCGAUUGCGUUCGUCAACGGUUUCUUUUUACGAGCUGGAGAAAUAUGAUUAAUUUGUCGUUGUAGAUCGACUGGCAAAUCUUGCAAUGUCAAUAAUAGGACACAGUAAAAUAAUGAACGUGCCUAAUUAACAGAGAUGAUCUGUAAAUUUUAUAUUCAUUUAGGUGCAUUGAAUAUUGUAUUAGUAAAUAUAUAUAAUGUACAAACUUUCAAACUUAAUGUGUGUAAUUUCAUUUUCUCUAUAUUACUUCAAGUUAUUAAGGCAUUAGUUUUCAUCAUGCCAUACUGUAUUGCAUAAUGCUUCGUUAUGUGAUGGACAAGUGCAUUAAAUAGAAAUUAAACAGAAACAAAAAUGAAAUACUUUCAUGUAUAUGUCAUGUUUCAUGGAAUAUAUGUAAUAUUUAUACAACCCA
Messenger RNA from Priapulus caudatus, 1099 nucleotides. RefSeq lists its product as uncharacterized. The transcript has 4 exons. The coding region runs from base 102 to 632 and encodes 176 amino acids. Lineage: Eukaryota; Metazoa; Priapulida; Priapulimorpha; Priapulimorphida; Priapulidae. The record is from RefSeq and is a predicted model, not a curated record.